Messenger RNA from Phycodurus eques (leafy seadragon), 5055 nucleotides. RefSeq names its product STAG1 cohesin complex component a (gene stag1a). Gene Ontology annotation, biological process: sister chromatid cohesion. NCBI's taxonomy places the organism in Eukaryota, Metazoa, Chordata, Actinopteri, Syngnathiformes, Syngnathidae. The transcript is spliced from 32 exons. The coding region runs from base 370 to 4152 and encodes 1260 amino acids. Gene Ontology annotation, molecular function: chromatin binding. The record is from RefSeq and is a predicted model, not a curated record. Gene Ontology annotation, cellular component: chromatin; nucleus; cohesin complex.
UCCCGGCGUGAGGCUGCGCUGCUCCCGCUGCACCGCAGAGAGGAAAAUACCACCAGAUGGCGGUUUAGGAUUGCUGCUCUUCUCUACGAGGCAACCUUCCGCUCGCACGGGCCAAUUUUGCCAAUAUAAAAUAACGCCAAAUAAUAAAAAGGGGAUCGAUUCGUCGCUGCGGGAAGUGACGCUCGACCCGGGGAUGGUCGUUAAUGAAACAGAAGGCAGUUAAGAGCCAAAGUGCAGUCCGUCCUGGAGCCUUUGUACGUGCUCCCGCUCCUCCAACACUCCCCCCCCAUCCGAGCCUCGGCGUGACUUUAAGACCUGAGACACGCAAAACAUUCGGACACCUCCCCACCACCACCCGAAGCCACCAAGAUGAUAACCUCAGAGCUUUCCGUGCUCCAGGACUCGUCCAAUGAGUCGGGGGCCACAGAUGCAGUGGGCCUCAGCAUGAGCCUGGCAGAAAUGGAGGACCCCGAGGUCAAGGGCAAGAAGAAGCGAGGGAGGCCUGGUAAACAAGCACAGACGGUCAAUAAAAAGCCCCGCAAGACGCCAGCAGACAAGGGUGUGGGCGUGGCAAGGGGGCGAGGCAAAGCCAACGGCAUAGCACAACACAAUGGCGACGGCUCAGAACCCAUCACUCUGUUUGAAGUGGUCAGGCUUGGAAAGAGCGCUAUGCAGUCCGUGGUGGACGAGUGGAUCGAGUCAUACAAACAGGACAGAGACUUGGCCCUGCUGGACCUCAUCAACUUUUUCAUCCAGUGCGCCGGGUGCAAAGGCACGGUCAGGAUUGAGAUGUUCCGGAACAUGCAGAAUGCUGAGAUCAUUCGCAAGAUGACAGAGGAGUUUGAUGAGGACAGCGGCGACUACCCUCUUACCAUGCCGGGGCCCUUGUGGAAGAAGUUCCGCUACAACUUCUGCGAGUUCAUCUGCGUGCUGAUCCGCCAGUGUCAGUACAGCAUCAUCUACGACGAGUACAUGAUGGACACCGUCAUAUCGCUCCUCACCGGGCUGUCCGACUCCCAGGUCCGAGCCUUCAGACACACGUCCACGCUGGCCGCCAUGAAGCUCAUGACGGCACUGGUGAACGUGGCGCUGAACCUCAGCAUCCACCAGGACAACACGCAGCGGCAGUACGAGGCAGAGAGGAACAAGAUCGCUGGCAAGCGGGCCAACGAAAAGCUGGAGCUGCUGCUGCAGAAAAGGAAGGAGCUUCAAGAAAACCAGGAUGAGAUUGAGAACAUGAUGAACUCCAUCUUCAAGGGCAUCUUUGUGCAUCGCUACAGAGAUGCUAUUGCUGAGAUCAGAGCCAUCUGCAUCGAGGAGAUCGGCGUGUGGAUGAAGAUGUACAGUGAUGCCUUCCUCAAUGACAGCUACCUGAAAUAUGUCGGCUGGACACUGCACGACCGGCAAGGCGAGGUGCGUCUUAAGUGCCUGAAAGCUCUGCAGAACCUGUACACCAACCGUGACUUGUUUCCCAAGCUCGAGCUCUUCACCAACCGCUUCAAGGACCGUAUUGUAUCAAUGACACUGGACAAGGAAUAUGACGUGGCUGUCGAGGCCAUCCGACUGGUCACUCUCAUCCUGCAGGGCAGCGAGGACGCACUGUCCAAUGAAGACUGCGAGAACGUCUACCACCUGGUCUACUCUGCCCACAGGCCUGUGGCUGUGGCCGCUGGCGAGUUCCUGCACCGGAAGCUAUUCAGUCGUCAUGACCCGCAGGCGGAAGAGGCGCUGGCCAAGCGCAGAGGCCGGAGCAGCCCCAAUGGGAAUCUCAUACGCAUGCUGGUGCUCUUCUUUCUGGAGAGUGAGCUUCACGAGCAUGCAGCCUACCUGGUGGACUCCUUGUGGGAAAGCUCUCAGGAGCUGUUGAAAGACUGGGAGUGUAUGACCGAGCUGCUGCUGGAGGAGCCCGUGCAGGGGGAGGAGUUGCUGUCGGACAGACAGGAGAGCGCGCUAAUAGAGCUGACUGUGUGCACCAUUCGACAGGCGGCAGAGGCCCAUCCGCCCGUGGGCAGAGGCACUGGCAAACGGGUGCUGACAGCCAAGGAGAGGAAGACCCAAAUAGACGAUAAGAACAAACUGACAGAGCACUUCAUCAUGGCUCUGCCCAUGCUGUUGUCCAAGUAUCAAGCAGACUCUGAGAAAGUGGCCAACCUGCUGCAGAUCCCGCAGUUCUUCGACCUGGACGUGUACAGCGCGGGGCGCAUGGAGAAGCACCUAGACGCGCUGCUCAAGCAGAUCCGGCUCGUGGUGGAGAAGCACAUUGAGACGGACGUGCUGGAGGCGUGCAGCAAGACCUACAGCGUCCUCUGCUCGGAGGAGUACACCAUCAUGAACCGCGUGGACAUCGCCCGCUCGCAGCUCAUCGACGAGAUGACCGACCGCUUCUCGCACUCCGUAGAGGAGCUGCUGCAGGAGGCCGAGGAGGCGGACGACGACGACAUCUACAACGUUUUAUCCACCCUCAAGAGACUCACGGCCUUCCACAACGCUCACGACCUGACACGCUGGGAUCUGUUCGGCAACUGCUACCGGCUACUGAAGGCGGGCAUUGAGCUGGGCUCCAUGCCGGAGCAGAUAGCCGUGCAGGCGCUGCAGUGCUCCCACUACUCCGUUCUCUGGCAGCUGGUCAAGAUCACAGAGGGGGCUCCCAGCAAGGAUGACUUGCUGGCCCUCAGGAGAGUAGUGAAGUCUUUCCUUGCCGUCUGCCAGCAGUGCCUAUCCAACGUCAACACGCCCGUCAAGGAGCAGGCCUUUAUGCUCCUCUGCGACCUGCUAAUGAUCUUCAGCCACCAGCUGACGACCGGUGGCCGCGAGGGCCUCCAGCCGCUGGUCUUCAACCCGGACGGCACGCUGCAGAACGAGCUUCUCAACUUCGUCCUGGACCACGUCUUCAUCGACCAGGAUGACGAGAGCCAGAGCAUGGAGGGGGACGAGGAAGAUGAGGCCAACAAGAUCGAGGCCCUGCACAAGAGAAGGAACCUGCUGGCAGCUUUCUGCAAACUCAUCAUCUAUGACAUCGUCGACAUGCCAGCGGCUGCCGACAUCUUCAAACACUACAUGAAGUAUUAUAACGACUACGGCGACAUCAUCAAGGAGACCCUGAGUAAAACGAGACAGACUGACAAGAUCCUCUGUGCCAAGACCCUCAUCCUCAGUCUGCAGCAGCUCUUCAACGAGUUGCUGCAGGAUCAGGGCCCCAACUUGGACCGGACGUCGUCGCACGUGAGCGGCAUCAAGGAGCUAGCCCGACGAUUCGCCCUCACCUUCGGCCUGGAUCAGAUCAAGACCAGAGAGGCGGUCGCCACGUUGCACAAAGAUGGAAUCGAGUUUGCCUUCAAGUACCAGAAUCCUCGAGGACCUGAGUUUCCUCCCAUCAACUUGGCCUUCCUGGAGGUCUUGAGCGAGUUCUCCUCCAAGCUCAUCCGCCAAGACAAGAAGACAGUGCACUCGUACCUGGAGAAGUUCAUGUCGGAGUCCAUGUCAGAGCGGCGGGAGGAUGUGUGGCUGCCGCUGAUCUCGUACAGGAACAGCCUGCUGACGGGCGGCGACGAGGACCACAUGUCGGUCACGUCGGGCUCCAGCAGCAAGACGGGCUCGGUCCGCAGCAAGAAGGGACGGCCGCCGCUCCACAAGAAACGCAUCGAGGAGGAGAGCAGCGUGGAGGGCUCGUGGCUGAUGCGCAACGACACCCUGCAGACACCCGGCGCGCUGCAAACCCCUCAGCUUACCUCCACCGUCCUCCGAGAGAACAGACCCGCGGAACACAUGCCCGACCCUGACUCGGAACCCGGGUCGGAAAACGACUUCGUACACAACCCUCAGAUGCAGAUGUCGUGGCUCGGCCAGCAGAAGAUGGAGGAGGUGACCAGGAAGGACCGGGCGGCCAUGAACUACAUCAAGUCACGCAGCAAUCAGGGUGUCCGACAGACUGUGCGCGGGUUGAUGGAGGAUGACGCCGAGCCCAUCUUCGAGGACGUGAUGAUGUCGUCGCGAGGCCAGCUGGAGGACAUGAACGAGGAGUUUGAAGACACCAUGGUUAUCGACCUGCCUCCAUCGAGGAACAGACGGGAGAGGGCGGAACUAAGACCGGACUUCUUUGACUCCGCAGCCAUGAUUGAGGACGAGUCGGGGUUCAGCAUGCCCAUGUUCUGAUGACAAUGGUUUAAAAAACAAAACAAAAAAACAAAAAAUGGCGGCUCCUAAUCAGGACGUAAACAGCGGUGGUGGGGGUCGAUCCACGUGAGCUGUCAAUCGGUCUUUUACGAAGAAGGUAUUGUACAAGUACUUCACCUCUGGACACCUGAUCCACCUCUUCUUCCUUGCCCGGACAGUCUGAAAAAGCGUUCCCCAGGUGUUCCACUCUGUACAGCCCCGUUCCCUUCCUUCACGUCCCCUGUGUCGCACUUUGGUCCAUCCAGUUCAAUUCAAAGAGUGGACGUCAACUCUACAUGUUCUAUAUCUGUGCUCUUAUCACUCGUCCCCUCCGCCAUCCUGUUCCCAUCUCGGAGUUAACUCUGCACACAAGUAACUUUUUCUAAAGUAAAAACAACAAAAAGACAUUUUGAAUUCUGUAGCUUUAGUACUAAAAGUUUUAAAAACAAGUGUUUGUUUGUACAGCGUUUUCUUCUCGAAUGUGUAUUCUCGUUUGUUGCCAAAUGGUGGCCUACAUACUAAACAUUCUCUUCCAGAUCUUCUUCCCCGUCUCACCUUUUUUUCCUCCCCCCCCUCCGCCCCCCGUCACUGCUUCAGUAUUUGCUGUCGCUUCGUCACCGUAGCGGACAGUGUUGACCUGUGUCGGUGCGUCACGUAUGUUGUUUGAAUGCGUCUUCGGGUUUUGCUUGUAUAAAUAUCACAACGGUCCACGGAGGCCAAAGGUACUCCAAAAAGACGAGUUUUUUGUUUGUUUGUCGACCUUCAAUUCUUUUUAAGAAAAUAAAAUGUAUAAUCAAUUCAGUUGUUUUGAUUUUGCACACAAAACAAAUUGUUUUCUUGAAAGCGCCCAUUUUUAAACUACAUAUAUCACAAACAACUACUUGUCAUAGCUGACAUUGAGCA